CAGCGGCGGCUGCGCUGGGUUGAGCGGCAUCAUGGCCGGGGAUGGGCUUCGUAGCCGGGGCCGACGACGGCUCCGGCCCCGGCGAGAGCAGCUUCCCGGAGCGCCGGCGGCGCGCCCUGCUCGGUGCUGCUAGCCAUGGCAAAUGGCAGCGGCGGCGGCGGCGGCGGCGGAGGCGGCGGCGGCGGCGGUUCCAGCAGCAGCUACUACUCGGGCGGCGGAGGCGGCGGCGGCGGCGGCGGCAGCGGCAACAUUAGGAUGAGCAGCCCCGUCAGCGGCAGUCUGAACACGGCCUCGUCGUCGGCGCCCGCCCGGGCGCCCAACACUCUCAUCAUCCCCAUCACCAUGGAAGUGCCCUGCGACAGCGGGCAGCGCAUGUGGUGGGCCUUCCUGGCUUCGUCCAUGGUCACUUUCUUCGGGGGUCUCUUUAUCAUCCUGCUCUGGAGGACCCUCAAGUACCUGUGGACCGUCUGCUGCCACUGCGGGGGGAAGGAGAAGGAGGCUCAGAAGAUAACUGGCAAUGGGGAGACCCAGGCAGAUGGGGAUUUGAAAGGCACAGAUGAAAAAGAGGAAGUUGUGGCAGCAGAAGUGGGCUGGAUGACCUCUGUUAAAGACUGGGCAGGGGUGAUGAUUUCAGCCCAGACCUUAACCGGCAGAGUUCUUGUUGUUUUAGUCUUUGCUCUUAGUAUUGGUGCUCUUGUAAUAUACUUCAUAGAUUCGUCAAAACCAAUAGAGUCUUGCCAGAAUUUCUACAAAGAUUUCACAUUGCAGAUAGACAUGGCUUUCAAUGUGUUCUUCCUGCUCUACUUCGGCUUGCGAUUCAUAGCAGCCAACGACAAGCUAUGGUUUUGGCUGGAAGUAAACUCUGUGGUUGAUUUUUUCACUGUUCCUCCCGUGUUCGUUUCUGUGUAUUUAAAUAGAAGUUGGCUUGGUUUAAGAUUUUUGCGAGCUCUUAGGCUGAUUCAGUUCUCAGAAAUCUUACAGUUUCUGAAUAUUCUUAAAACAAGUAAUUCCAUCAAGUUAGUGAAUCUGUGCUCGAUAUUUAUUAGCACAUGGCUGACAGCAGCUGGAUUUAUACAUUUGGUGGAGAACUCAGGGGAUCCAUGGGAAAACUUCCAAAAUAACCAACCACUUACAUAUUGGGAAUGUGUUUAUUUGCUAAUGGUUACUAUGUCCACCGUUGGCUACGGAGAUGUUUAUGCAAAAACAACCCUUGGGCGUCUUUUCAUGGUUUUCUUCAUCCUCGGGGGAUUGGCCAUGUUUGCCAGUUACGUCCCUGAAAUCAUAGAGUUAAUAGGAAACCGCAAGAAAUAUGGUGGUUCCUAUAGUGCGGUUAGUGGAAGAAAGCAAUGUUUGCGCGCUACGUGCCAGAAAUUGCGGCUCUCAUCCUUAAUCGGAAGAAAUACGGCGGGACUUUUAAUUCAACCCGAGGCAGAAAUGAAGAUACUGGAUACUUUAGGCCUUAUGCAUGCCCCGACCUCAUUCUCUCUCUUUUUUGAUUCCUGUUUGUCGUUUUGUUCCAUUUCACUGGGCAGUAUAUUGAUCAACCCUGGAAAUCAUGUGAAAAUUCAAGAGGGUACGCUAGGAUUCUUCAUUGCAAGCGAUGCCAAAGAAGUGAAAAGGGCCUACUUUUAUUGCAAGGCAUGUCACGAUGACAUCACAGAUCCCAAAAGGAUUAAAAAAUGUGGCUGCAAACGACUUGAAGAUGAACAACUGACGUUGUCACCCAAAAGGAAGCAACGGAAUGGAGGAAUGAGGAAUUCUCCAAACUCUUCGCCCAAACUGAUGAGACAUGAUCCUUUAUUAAUCCCUGGCAAUGAACAAGUUGACAACAUGGAUUGCAACGUGAAAAAAUACGACUCCACGGGAAUGUUUCAUUGGUGUCCACCAAAGGAGAUUGACAAGGUUAUUUUGACCCGAAGUGAAGCUGCUAUGACCGUCCUCAGCGGCCAUGUGGUGGUUUGCAUAUUUGGAGAUGUGACGUCAGCGCUGAUAGGACUGAGAAAUUUUGUGAUGCCACUCCGAGCAAGCAAUUUCCACUACCACGAGCUCAAACAUAUCGUCUUUGUGGGCUCCUUGGAAUAUUUAAGGAGGGAAUGGGAGACCAUGCAUAACUUUCCCAAGGUCUCCAUUUUACCAGGUACACCAUUAAGCCGAGCUGAUUUAAGAGCUGUCAACAUCAACCUCUGUGACAUGUGCGUCAUCCUGUCAGCCAAUCAGAAUAAUAUUGAUGACACUUCACUGCAGGACAAGGAAUGCAUCUUGGCGUCACUCAACAUCAAAUCUAUGCAGUUUGAUGACAGCAUCGGGGUCUUGCAGGCUAAUUCCCAAGGGUUUUCGCCACCCGGAAUGGACAGGUCAUCACCCGACAAGAGUCCAGUGCAUGGCCUUCUUCGUCAGCACUCCAUUACAACGGGAAUCGAUAUCCCUAUUAUUACUGAGUUAGCUAAACCUGGCAAACUUCUGCCUUUGGUUUCAAUCAAUCAGGAAAAAAACAGUGGAGUUCAGAUUCUAAUGAUAACCGAAUUGGUAAAUGAUUCUAACGUUCAGUUCCUGGAUCAAGAUGAUGACGAUGACCCCGACACAGAACUCUAUCUCACCCAGCCUUUCGCCUGUGGAACGGCCUUCGCGGUUAGUGUCCUGGAUUCCCUCAUGAGUGCGACGUACUUCAAUGACAAUAUUCUCACCCUGAUACGGACUUUGGUGACGGGAGGGGCCACACCAGAACUGGAGUCCCUGAUCGCCGAAGAGAAUACGCUUCGGGGUGGCUACAGCACCCCCCAGACGCUGACCAAUAGGGACAGGUGCCGGGUGGCUCAGCUGGCCUUGCUGGAUGGACCCUUUGCAGAUCUUGGGGACGGUGGUUGUUAUGGAGAUCUAUUUUGUAAAGCUUUGAAAACUUACAAUAUGCUCUGCUUUGGAAUAUACCGAUUAAGAGAUUUCAAUUCAAGCACGCCUAGCCAAUGCACGAAACGUUUUGUUAUAGCCAACCCACCUUAUGAAUUCGAACUGGUUCCGACUGACUGGAUCUUCUGCUUGAUGCAGUACGACCACAACGCCGGCCAGUCUCGGGCGAGUCUCUCUCACUCUUCCCACUCUUCGUACGCAUCUAGCAAGAAAAGCUCUUCGGUCCAUUCUCUGCCAGCUACGGCGAAUCGACAGAACCGCCCAAAGUCCAGAGAAUCCCGGGAAAAGCAGAACAGAAAAGAAAUGGUUUACAGAUGAAUCGGAUAAUGCCUAUCCCAGAAACAUUCAAAUCAAGCCCAUGACCACUCACGUGGCCAAUCACAUCAACCAAUAUAAGUCUACAAGCAGCUUGAUUCCACCAAUCAGAGAAGUCGAAGACGAAUGUUGACUCCUAGGAUGGGACAAUGCGUUUCUUUCUUUUUAAUAAAAAAAAUAAUUAAAAAAAUAGCAAGAGAGAGGACCUGACGGACUUCAUGAAUGGUGAUAUAACAUUUAUUCCUCUUUAAUGCUGAACCUUUGGUGGGGGAAGUGACUCAAAAGCAAGGGUUGCCGGAAAGUACAGUAGACAGAUUUUUUUUGUUUGUCUGCCUUUAAUAUUUGCUUCCAUGUAUUUUGGAAACUAUUUCAUUUAUAUAUGAACAUAAUAAAAACAGUCAUGUAUAGUCUCUAGCAUUUUAAAUUAUUUUUAUUUAUUAGAAAGAAGAUAUAUGAUGAAUAUAUUUCUUUAUUCACUGUCAAGUAUUUUCCCUCAAAACAAGAAUAGCUGCAGAUUGUGGCCAGACUCCCAAAACAUUAUAUGUAGACACAAGGACAGAAAGGAGUAGGAAUAUAUAUAUAUAUAGAUAUUCAUAUUCAUAUUCCUACUCCUUUCUGUCUCUUUCAGGAGAAUGAUGGUCACAAUUCAAAGCAAAAAAUGUAAUUAAGAGAGAGAGAGAAAUAAUGUAUUUUAAACAAGUCCACUUGUAUUUUAGUAAAUCAAAGAAGAAGAAAAACAGAGAAGCGUUUACUAGAAUGUUUCUUUUCUGGAAGACAUGUAUUUUGUUUAGCAUUGACACCAGCUCUUAAUAAACUAAAGCUUAUUUAUUUUGGAAAAAAAA
Pseudonaja textilis is the source of this 4061-nucleotide messenger RNA. The record is from RefSeq and is a predicted model, not a curated record. Lineage: Eukaryota; Metazoa; Chordata; Lepidosauria; Squamata; Elapidae.